AUGCACAAGAAAGCCUGCAAACAUUUUGCUGAUGACAAGCAGACUAAUGACAUGGUUUACUGGAACCAUGUCCUGUGGAGCUUGCUGGAUACCAAAGAGCACAGUCAAUUGGUUUUAUCAGUCUACAUUUUAACUUUCAUAACCGGACUACCCACCAAUAUUUUGGCAUUCUACACCUUUAUGAUAAGGGUACGAAAGAACCCCACACCGAUAGAUAUCCUUCUUCUCAACCUGACAAUCUCCGACUUACUUUUGCUUCUGUUUCUCCCUUUCAAGAUGUUUGAAGCUGCCUCUGGAAUGCAAUGGAACUUACCAUUUUUUAUGUGCUCCCUUACAGGCUUCUGCUACUACAGCAGCAUUUACAUCAGCACCAUGUUUCUCACAGCUGUAAGCGUGGAACGUUAUCUUGGAGUAGCUUAUCCCAUUAAAUACAAACUCAACCGAAAACCACAGUAUGCCAUGGUUGCGAGCGUCAUAUUUUGGUUUCUGGCGUGUUCUCACUGUAGCAUCGUCUACAUAGUCCAGUACAGAGUAUCAACCAAUUUAACUUUACAAACAAACUCUUGUUAUGAACAGUUUUCUCCUGAUCAACUUGAGGUAUUAUUACCUGUACGCUUGGAAAUGGGUAUAACAAUGUUUUUCCUUCCAUUUAUUAUAACGCUUUACUGCUAUAUAAACUUUAUUAGGAUUUUGAUGUCUCUCCCAAACAUCCCAGCCAAGCGAAAGCAGAGGGCAAUCGGCCUAGCAGUAGCAACACUUUCUUGCUUCGUCAUAUGCUUUGCCCCAUAUAAUAUCUCCCACUUAGUGGGAUUCGUGCAAAACGAAAGCCCCAGGUGGCGUGUGGAUGCUUUGCUUCUUAGCACAUUCAAUGCCAGCUUGGAUCCAGUUGUUUUUUAUUUUUCUUCAACAGCAGUGCAAAAAACAUUUCUUGAUAUCUUUGCGGCAAUCUCCAAGAAAUUAAAAACAAUAUGCCCUUGUCAGCAAUCCUGCCACUUUACUUCUGAAAUGUCAUCUAGAGAAAAUACCAUGGAUAGGUCCUCCACCUAA
This is a messenger RNA of Bombina bombina (fire-bellied toad), 1047 nucleotides long. RefSeq names its product free fatty acid receptor 2-like. Gene Ontology annotation, molecular function: G protein-coupled receptor activity. Gene Ontology annotation, biological process: G protein-coupled receptor signaling pathway; cellular response to fatty acid. NCBI's taxonomy places the organism in Eukaryota, Metazoa, Chordata, Amphibia, Anura, Bombinatoridae. The transcript has 2 exons. Gene Ontology annotation, cellular component: plasma membrane. The record is from RefSeq and is a predicted model, not a curated record. The coding region runs from base 1 to 1047 and encodes 348 amino acids.